This is a messenger RNA of Acipenser ruthenus (sterlet), 4155 nucleotides long. Its product is annotated as ankyrin repeat and SOCS box protein 16-like. The coding region runs from base 296 to 1681 and encodes 461 amino acids. The transcript is spliced from 5 exons. Gene Ontology annotation, molecular function: protein binding. The record is from RefSeq and is a predicted model, not a curated record. Gene Ontology annotation, biological process: protein ubiquitination; intracellular signal transduction; positive regulation of protein catabolic process. NCBI's taxonomy places the organism in Eukaryota, Metazoa, Chordata, Actinopteri, Acipenseriformes, Acipenseridae.
UCUUGUGAUCGUGUUUUUAAAAGGGCAUCUGCACCUGUCAGUCUCGGCAGCCGAUGCUCUACUGAAACGUCUAUAUAAAUGCUUAACGGAACAGAGUACCAAACUGUUUGACACGGGUCACCAGAAUUGUACUGUGAGCAUUCGGAAGUUUAUCAAAUGUUCACUUAGGUCUGUAAGCGUUUUUUUCUUUUAUUAAGCAGCUCAUAACCUGUAUCAGUCGCAGGCUCCAUACAGUUCCCUAUUUUUUGAGACUUUAUCAGUGUAACACUGUUUGAAUGUUAGAGGACGGUGGAUAAUGUCGCGGCGGGAUACAUUCGUGUUCACCUCCGCCACGCUGCGAGACCUGAGAGUGCAGCAGGAAUUGUUGGACUCGGAGACCAAGCGACGGGCGCUGGCGAGGUGGAGCGCGGGCAGGAGGCGCUUUUACCCCGAAGCCAGGAAGAUCAUCAUCCCCCGACCACGUCCAGGUGCGGAGCCCAAAUACUGCAGGGACGCCGCCUUCCACAGCGCCCUCUUCACGGGGGACCUCGACAAAAUCAAAUGCAUCUUUAAUGACGAGGCCACAUCGAAUAUGAUCAUAGAAACUCUCAACGAUGAACUUGCCUGGUCACCAGAAAUGGGGCUUUGGGCCUUGACCCCCAAGCUGAAGUACACGUCUGGGUUGCGCAUCACCUCUGGCAGGGGCUACACUGCCUGUGCCAAGCUGCUGCUGCACAAGGGGGCUGAUGUGAAUGCCAGCCCUGGGGGGCUCAGCGCUCUUCAUGAUGCCUGUGCCGGUGGCUUCACCGACUGCGUCCAGCUGCUCCUCAGCUACGGAGCCAACCCAAACAUCCUCUCCAAAGAGGGGAGCGCUCCCAUGCACCUCUGCUCUACCCCCAAGACCUUCCAGUGCGCCAAACUGCUCCUGGAGUUCGGUGCUAACGUUAACAUCCUGACCAGAGACAGCCAGAUGAGCCCUCUUCAUGUGGCAGCACAGCACGGCCUGGAGGAGCACCUCAACCUGUACCUGUGCAGAGGAGCCCACGUGUGCAGCCGCAACCGCGAGGGAGAAACAGCCCUCAAUGCAGCCUGUGCCAGCGCCGAGAAACCCGCGGAGGACAGGCAAUACUACCGCGUGGCGCAGAAGCUGCUCUCUGGCGGGACGGACGUGAGGGUGGGGGGCAAGAAGAACCACACCCCACUGCACAACGCCUGCGCCAACUGCAGCUAUCGCAUCGUGGGUCUGCUGCUCCAGCACGGGGCUGCGGUCAACCAGCAAAACUGCGCCGGAUACACGCCGAUGGACUGCGUCUUACAGGGGGUGGAGGGCUACUUGGAUUGGCAACCGGAGGGCAUUGUGCUGUCCUUGCUCAAUCACGGCGCUUCACCUGUCAAUCCCAAGAUGCUCAAACUGUGCUCACUAUCCCCCAGAACCAUGGAAGUGAUCCUGAACUCGUAUGAGCACAUCCCACAGUGUGACUCCUGGGUGGAGUCCGUCCCCCCUGAGCUAUGGCAGGAGCACCACACGUUCUACAGCUCUGUGGUGCAGAUGACCAACCAGCCUCGAUCACUGCAGCACCUGGCGCGCUGUGCCAUGCGCGGGUACCUUGACGGGCACUGCCACUCCGCCAUCACCCAGCUGCAGAUCCCUCAUUCCCUCCAGGAGUACCUGCUGCUCAGGAUCGAAGGCGUCAUCAAAUAAUGCACAGGGAUCACCAUUCAGUACAGCACAAGUAUUCUUUAAAAAAAAAAAAAAGAUUUUGAAAUGCAUUUAUUUAUCCCAGCUAUACCUCUCGAGCUAUACCUCUUGUUUUGAAAGGUCUUGGAAAAAAGGUAGUGGUAAUAAACUUGAGUACAUUCAUUAAAAACUGACAAGCAUUUAAUCUAUAUGGCUGUGUAACUCGCUGCCUUGAGUAAGGUUGCUUCUCCUUCUCCCAACAUGACCACAGUUACAAACAGCAUGUCACUGUACCAGUCUUGUGUCCUACCAAAACACUACCGGAAAGAAAGACAAAGAAGCAACAAUUACUAGCACGACUAAUAACAAAUUAACAAAAUAACACCACUAUAUUUCCCACUUAAGAUCUCACCAAAUCUACAAUUCUCUCCUAUCUUUGCACCUUUUUUCUACCUCUUCUUUGCCCUUGUGAUUUACAUGAACUAGCCAUUCUCACCUCUGCAAGCUUAAUGUCCCAUUUGUGGAUUAUUAGCACACGUAUAUUUCUCUUAAUGGGGCCGUUAUGCGAUCAUUCUCACUUUAUCAAUCACAGGUGGAGUCAGUGCUGUAAGGCUAUGAAUUGAAACUCAUUUCAACAUUGAAGACUUACAGUCGAAAUGUUUGUCAUUUAAUUUAUUAAGAUUAUUUUACCAAUGACCAAUGUUAUAGUGCGUUCACCUAAAAGGACGUGCACCAUCCGAAUUCGAGAGAAAGUUAAACUCAACGAAACAAGUAGAUUUCGUGCAAUGUGGGAGCUCUAUAGCACAGCACACUGCGUACCUGCAGGCAGAUCAUGAAGGCAGCAAGAAUGCAAACAUUGUAUAUUUCUAACUAACCUUAAGAUCCCAACGAGAUGGCAUUUUAAUAUUUGAAUGUCAGGUAAUCUUCAGGUUCAUCAUGUCAGUCAUUAAGGGAUACAGAUGGUUAAAUGACAGGAAAACAGGCAUUGAAGGACUUGAGAGAAUUUUACUCUCCAGGUGAAAAGACCUGGGAAGUGCAAGACUACCUGAAAGUAAGACAUGCAAACUGAGAUAUUUCUUUACAUUUGUAUGGUACCAGAUAUAUUUGUAAAAAUAAAAAAAACAGCUUUGCUGUGUGUUUCUUUCAAAAUGGCACAUUUUCAUUUUUGUCCCAAACAAUCAAUAGACUUUACACCAUCUAUUAGCCCCAACAGUAAAACAUAAAACAAUUUGAAAAAGUGAGACAGCAGUCUUUCACAGGAAGUAGUGUCUCGAACUGCUUCACAAUUAUAAAGCAACCACUGACAGAAAGGGGCCGCUAGGAGUGGAAUGGAAUCAGCACAGUUUGAAGAACAUAAAAUCGGUUUCCAUUUUUCCAUUUUUGUUCUGCUUUUAGGAAUGAGGACGAUUUUAUACAGGAAACUGGAAUUAGGACACUGGGAUUAGGACAUCGGUAUUAGGAUACUGGGAUUAGGACACUGGAGUUAGGACACUGGGAUUAGGACACUGGAGUUAGGACACUGGGAUUAGGACAUCAGGAUUAGGACACCAGGAUUAGGACAUCGGGAUUAGGACACUGGGAUUAGGACACCGGGAUUAGGACACUGGGAUUAGGACACCAGGAUGUUUAUGUCUGCAAAGGGAACACACUACACUUUGGUUUAACACCUCAUUUGAAAACCUUGAUAAGGGUAUGAAAUAACAGUUAUUUUAACUAAUGUAUUCUGUGUGUUAUUUCUAUAUCAUUUUCUUCUUCAGUCAUGACAUCUUGUGACUUUUUUAAAACUCAGAAGUUUAAAGCACCCCUGUGACCUCAGUAGAGCUCUCAAACAUCCUCUCAAUGUACAGCUAGUACAGCAGAGUGUAACCAUUAACCUGUCCCCCUGUUAGAAACACCACGUUUAUUAUAUUAGUAUAUCUUUAUUUAAACCCCUACAACAAAUACCCCUGAUUUUAACCACAAUGAAUUCUGUUCCAACAAUGAAACCAUAACAUUUUCUGGCUUCUGGAAAACCCAAUUCUCUGCUGUUUUUAAUUUGGAAUAUUACUUUGACAGCACUUUAAUACCUCCAGCAUUUUAUAAUGCUCUGUUUAAUCCCUAACCGAUUAUAGUAUUAGUGCAUGAACUUGUUAGUUCCGUUUCAUUGUUAUAUGUGAGUUUUGUUCCAUAUCACAGGACAUGAAUUCUGCAAAGUGAAGAAUUAAUUGAAUUCCUAUCAGCUGUUUGUGUGACGAGAGCUCAUAAACGCAUUCUAAUAAACAGAUCAAAACCAAUAGAACAUGCUCAGUCAUGUCAGCGAGGGAUUAGUGGCUGGAUAAUCUUUGCCCCACAGGGAUUAUAUUCAUGUACUGCCAAUCUCUAUAAUAUGGGCUCUCUGAUCUGCCUGCGUCUAUAUGCUACUCCAGCAGUGCACUCCUGCAGUGCUCCUUUUAUACUGGUCUCAUUACAGAAACUCCCAUAUUGUUCCUGCUUGCUUAGCGACUAAGGUACAGCAUGCU